This is a messenger RNA of Vigna unguiculata (cowpea), 794 nucleotides long. RefSeq names its product basic form of pathogenesis-related protein 1-like. The record is from RefSeq and is a predicted model, not a curated record. Lineage: Eukaryota; Viridiplantae; Streptophyta; Magnoliopsida; Fabales; Fabaceae. Gene Ontology annotation, cellular component: extracellular region.
AUGAAGACCUCAAAUCUUGUGUUCAUCCUUACCAUUAUCUCAAUGUGCAGCAUUUGCUUGGCACAAAACUCCCCGCAAGAUUUCCUUGAUGAGCACAACAAAGCUCGUAAAGAGGUUGGUGUUAAACCACUGGUAUGGGACGAAACCCUUGUGGCCUAUGGGAAGAAUUAUGUGGAAUCAAAGAAAAAAACAUGUGCAUUUGAGCACUCUAAUGGGCCUUAUGGGGAGAACUUGGCACAAGGUUCUGGUGACUUGAGUGGCGUGGACUCGGUGAAAACGUGGGUGGCAGAGAAGGAGUUUUAUGAUGAGAAGACGAACGAGUGUGUUAAGGAAGAGUGUUUGCAUUACGUUCAGGUGGUUUGGGGCGACACGGAGAGUGUUGGAUGUUCUAGAACCAAGUGUGACAAUAAUUGGAUGUAUGUUAUCUGCAACUAUAACCCUCCGGGCAAUUACGUUGGAGUGCGGCCUUAUCCGAUUUCAAAGUAACCAAUCCCAUAACUAUAUCACUCCCUAUAACGAACUUUAAUUUUUCUUACCAUUAUUGUUUCAAUCCCAAAUCCGUUUAUUGGCAACGUUUUUAAGUUUGUAUUCCAUCGCGAUCUAGUCCUUAAAAGACAUCUUUAAUGAUGAAAAAAAGAAAAAGAUAUUUAAAUUGUUUUAGAUCUCAACUCUUGAACGAUGUAACUAUUAAACGGCAAGAAGAAUUGCCAUUUAGUAGAAAUAUACAAUUUUGUAAGCUUUAUAUCACAUGAUAAUAAAUUUUGGAAAUAUAUGAAUAUGUAGUAAUUUUAAAA